CCCCUUUCCUGCGGUGGUCACGUGAUUUCUGACGUAUGCCACAACAGUUGGUAUCCAGUAGUCUGCUUCCAGUGUCACAUCAGUAGCUAGCUGGUCCAAAAAAAAAAAAAUGGAUUUUAACGUGAAGAAAUUAGCCUCCGGUGCCGGACUGUUUUUCACACGAGCCGUCCAGUUCACAGAAGAGAAGUUGGGACAGGCGGAGAAGACUGAGCUGGACGCUCACUUUGAGAACCUGAUGAGCCGUGCAGACUGCACCAAAAACUGGACUGAGAAAAUCUACAGACAAACGGAGGUCCUACUGCAGCCCAACCCAAUUGAUCACACUGGUGCCAGAAUUGAGGAGUUUCUCUAUGAGAAGUUGGACAGGAAGGCACCGUCCAGAAUUACCAAUGGAGAGCUGCUGGGUCAAUAUAUGCAGGAUGCAGCAAAGGAAUUUGGUUCUCCAUAUGGGAGCACUCUGAUCAAGGUGGGGGAAUGUGAGAGGAGAUUAGGAGCAGCAGAGAGGGAGUUCCUCCAGACAUCAGCCAUCAGCUUCCUGACCCCCCUGAGGAACUUCCUGGAAGGAGACUGGAAGACCAUUUCAAAAGAGCGACGUCUGCUGGAGAAUCUUCGCCUGGACCUGGACGCUUGUAAAACACGUCUGAAGAAGGCCAAGUUGGCUGAGGCAAAAGCUGCGUGCGAGGGUGAAAUGGCUCCAGAUUUUCAGGAAACCAGACCCCGCAACUACGUGCUGUCUGCCAGUGCCUCUGCGCUGUGGAGUGAGGAAGUGGAAAAAGCUGAACAUGAGCUGCGAGUGGCACAAACAGAGUUUGAUCGCCAAGCAGAAGUCACACGGCUACUUCUGGAGGGCAUCAGCAGUACACAUGUGAAUCACCUGCGCUGUCUGCACGAGUUUGUGGAAGCCCAGGCAGCCUUUUAUAAGCAGUGUCACCUCCAUAUGCAAGAACUUCAGAAAGAUUUGGGCAGGCUUCCCAAUGCUUUUGCUCUGAAUUCCACUCACUCCAUGGCUGCUGCUGGCUCUUCAGCAGAAGGCGUCAGCAGCCCUGUGGAGACAGACACGCUGAAGAUUGAGGAAGUUCAGGCGCCAGCUACAGGAACCCGCAAGGCCAAAGUCCUGUACGACUACGAUGCUGCUGACUCCAGUGAGCUCUCCCUUCUUGCUGAUGAGCUGAUCACAGUCUACACGCUGCCUGGGAUGGACUCUGAUUGGCUGAUUGGAGAGAGAGGGAACCAGAAAGGAAAAGUGCCGGUCACAUAUCUGGAGCUCCUCAGCUAAGGAACAUACACACACAUCUGUACAGCUAUCUUUGUGGGGACCUUUAAUUGACAUUUUGUAUUCCCUUAACCAUCACAAUUUAAUGCAUAACCUCACCCUCAAACAACCCUUCAUAUUUGCGGGAUCCAGCACAAAGCACCACAGACUCCGCACGUAUAGUACGCCCCUGGUUUUCAGACCCCGCAAAAAUAGUCACACAUACACACACACACACACACACACACACACACACACACACACACACAGAGGUACUACUAAAGCCAUGAGGACAUUUACUUACAUUGAUUUCUUACACUAACCUGUAACCUCCUUCACUCCUCACACACACUUGUCCAUAAUAACGCAGAAUCAUGGAGUCAUCAGUGAUAAUGGAGAUACUGUUACAGUGAAUACAGGAUUGGGAACGUCCUUUUUAGAUUUGUUUUGUGAUUUUUUUCCUAUUUAUUUUUCAUUUAUUGUUGUUAAUCCCAAAGGUUCAGUUCGACCAAACUGUGACUCACUGUCAUCAGAUUUUCAACCAAAUCAUAUUGUUGAUUUGUUUUUUAAAAGAAGUGUCUUUACUGUCUGAUAGAGCUGCCUUUGUUCAUCGGGAACACGUUUAAGAGGACAGAAAUACUCUGUUAUUUCUGUUUGAUUCUGUUUAGAGGUUUGAGAUGUGAGGUCGCACUGAUCUGUCUCUGUUUGACUGAGGAGUUUUUACGCAAUAACAACAAAUCCUGGUGCCUGUGGCGAUGAUGAGUCCUUCAGUUAAAGUGAUGGUUCAGGUUAUUUGACGUGUUACUACUCACAAGCUCACCUGUGGCUCUAUAUUACUGCACAGAUCAGCUGUUUGAGUCAGACAGAGCUAAGUGUAGGUUCGCUUGUGUGUAGUAAUAUGGUAGUUCAACGGUUGAGAAAAUGUAGUUCCAAAGUAAAGGUCUGUUUUACAGCAGAUAAAGAGCUGAAAAUAUUCAAUAUAAAGCGACACCGUUUUUCCACCAACAUCAUCAGAUUUUUUAAACGCAGUUAAACCCUCUAAUAAAAGCUGAUUGACUCUUUUCCACUGUCAGUCCAGUUUGUCUAUCUGUUCAGACCGAGGACAAACACAACUGUCAGAGUCUUUAUUUGAGACGCUUCCAUCAGAGAUGGUGUUUUUAAAACUUAUUUCAGAGCUGCAGCUUCACUCUUUAAUUCUGGAGCUCAGUGUAGCAGCCAUGUUUCUGGUUUAUAAGGUGGACAGGUGACAGGUGUGUUACAGUGUCUGUGUCUGAAAGACAUCACAGCAUGAGAAGGGGAGAAAGUUAAUGAGUUCACCUGGUGUUGAGUUUACAUCAUUGCUGAUUAGUAAUCAGCAAUGAUUACUAAUCAUUGCGUCUCCAGCUUGAACAAAAGGUAUAGAGACGUCCACUGCAGAGUCAUGUGACCCAGGUGUGAAUGAAGGCUGAUCCUUUUCCAUUGCUGACAACAACCUGAUGUUAACAGGUCUCAGCAGGUUUUCAGACCACAGGAAAAUGAGCUUUAGUCUGCUAUUAGCGUUUUUCUGUGGGUAUUUUUUAAAGUGGCUAAAACAUGUUUUUGGCGAAUGACCCCAUCCACAGCAGCUCAUCACUCAGCUUCUCUAAACUGGGAUCUGAAUCUACUGCAGCUAACACAGACUGUAGAUCAGUAUCUCACACAACCCCAUGUAAAUAACCUGAACUGUCAUGUUAAGGACAGUCCAUCUCUGUGUGACAGACACUCCUCAGUGAAGGACUAAACAGGCAGCGGAUCAUUUUGACCACAUGAUCACAGACAGGUCAUGAUGUCACACAUCACUUCCUGUAAUCAGCAGACACAGAGAGGAAAACCAUUCAUUCCACUUGAUGGUUUAUUUAAACCCACGAGAAAACAUGCUUCAGAGAUGUGUCUGUUCAUCCUCUUUCCUCCAAUAUGACAUGAACACAUUCACAUUUCUCACUCACACUGAAAAACAAUACCUAUGAAACAGCAAAUAAAGUUUUCUCUGAUGGGAGGCAGGUUUGUCUUCUGCUUAUUGAAAUGAAUGUAAUUCCUGUGUUGUUUUAAGUGAUAUAACAUGAUGUGGAAGGGGAAACCCUACUAACAGUUUGUCUUGACUGAGUCAUGUCGUUCAUUUGUCUUGAUCAGACUUGUCCCGCACGUUUUGUGUUUGUUUUUGCUUCCUGCACCUCCCACAGUGCUGAAAAGUGUGGACACUGUGCAGCAAAUAAAUGUGAACACUCCCAUCCAAACUGCCUUAAGACGAUGGGAAGGCACUGCUCUGGCCGUCUGCUGCAAACCAGAGAAUGUGCUCUUUACAACACAGUGUCACCACAUAUGGCAUGCAAGACUUUUAACUCCUUCUAAUAAGGUGCGUGUGUUUGUGUGAUUUAGGUUCCUGGAUUUCCAAUGUUUUGUCUGUUAAAACUAAAGUGUCUUCAGUCUUUGUGCUGCAUGUGCUACAGCUGUAGCCUGUCCUGCUGGACAUGUAUGUGUGUAAACAACAAUAUGAUUUUGCUCAGUCUGUUAACGUGAGAUGUGGAAUGCCAGGAUGUUUGUAUACAACUAGUAUGUUCUCUUACAUGCUUUUUCUUUACCAGCCAGGCCUCAGGAGUUUUUGUGAAAUGAGCACAAUGUUUGAAAAAGCACGUGUCCUCUCCUCUAAUCUUUUGCUCAUUUCACAAAUUUUAGAGGGUUUUCUGUUUAAAAAAUGUUUUCUUUUCUACUGCCGUUGUGAUUCUGUAAUACCUCAUCUUGUAUUAAUAUUAUUUUGUCAAAAUAUGUAUUGCCUGUUCCUUAAGUAUCCUGAAUGAACAAACUGUAUAGAAUUUAAUAAAAAAGUCUGAUUUAUUUGAA
Seriola aureovittata is the source of this 4108-nucleotide messenger RNA. RefSeq names its product endophilin-B2-like. Lineage: Eukaryota; Metazoa; Chordata; Actinopteri; Carangiformes; Carangidae. Gene Ontology annotation, biological process: membrane organization. Gene Ontology annotation, molecular function: protein binding. The transcript is spliced from 13 exons. Bases 110 to 1276 code for a protein of 388 amino acids. Gene Ontology annotation, cellular component: membrane; cytoplasm. The record is from RefSeq and is a predicted model, not a curated record.